AUGUGGGGAAGAGUCGUCCUGCUCCUCUUCCUCCUUGUGGGGGUGCUUGCCGCCGACUACUACAGCGUUCUCGGACUGGACCGGAGCGCAAGCGAGGGAGAUAUCAAGAAGGCGUAUAGGAAGUACCACCCCGACCUGAACCCGGAGAAGGAGGCUCAUGACAAGUUUAUCGAGCUGUCGCGAGCGUACGAGGUCCUUUCCGAUGAUGAGUUGCGGAGAAUCUACAACCGAGGAGGCGAACCGGCGCUGAAGCGACACGAGGAGCAGAAGAACGCUCCGGAUCCGUUCGCGCAGUUCUUCGGCGGUGGCCGUCAGGAGCCGCCACGGACGCCGACGGUGUUCGCCAAUCUCAAGGUCCCGCUUGCCCAGAUGUACAACGGCCACACCGCCGAGUUCAACAUGCCCCGCAAGAUUGUAUGCCCGCACUGCGCCGGUGGCGGCGCCGACUCGCCCAAGCACAUCGCCAAGUGCGGAACGUGUGACGGCCAGGGCGUCGUUGUCCAGAAGCACCAGGUUUUCCCCGGCAUGUUCACGAACGUCCAGAUGCACUGCCCGCAUUGCGCCGGCAAGGGUCAGAAGAUCACGAAGCUGUGCCACCAGUGCAAUGGCGACCGUGUUGUUCAGCGUGAUCAUACGCUGGCGGUGCACAUUCCUGCUGGCGCGCCGGAAGGAUACGAGGUCGUCUUCACGGGAGAAGCCGACGAGAGUCCUGACAUGGACCCCGGAGAUGUCAUCGUUCGUGUCCGCUCCGACCCCAAGUCUGGUCAGGGCUGGACGCGGAAGGAGGGCGGCCUCAUCGGACGGGUGACGCUGAGCGUGGCGGAGGCGCUGCUUGGAUUCGAGCGCAAUGUUACGACACUGGACGACCGGAUUAUCACGAUUUCGCGCGAUGGUACGACGCAGCCGAACGAGGUCGAGGUCAUCGAGGGCGAGGGAAUGCCAUCGUUCCACGAUGUGCCGCAGGGCGACAUGUUCAUCGAGUACAGUGUCGUCAUGCCCGCCGCGGUCUCGGAUGCGACGCGGCGGAAGCUCGUGGACGCCUUUGGGCCGCACGCUUCGCUCCGCGACGAGCUAUAG
Messenger RNA from Trichosporon asahii var. asahii CBS 2479, 1077 nucleotides. Its product is annotated as chaperone regulator. Gene Ontology annotation, molecular function: Hsp70 protein binding. Lineage: Eukaryota; Fungi; Basidiomycota; Tremellomycetes; Trichosporonales; Trichosporonaceae. Gene Ontology annotation, biological process: protein refolding. Gene Ontology annotation, cellular component: cytoplasm. The transcript is spliced from 7 exons. The record is from RefSeq and is a predicted model, not a curated record. Bases 1 to 1077 code for a protein of 358 amino acids.